Molecule: messenger RNA, 3108 nt
Organism: Helobdella robusta
Lineage: Eukaryota; Metazoa; Annelida; Clitellata; Rhynchobdellida; Glossiphoniidae
Exons: 4
Coding region: 1-3108 (1035 amino acids)
Source: RefSeq, a predicted model, not a curated record
AUGCAAGGACCAAAAGGUCAGCCAGGAGCUCCAGGACAAUCUGGACAAGUCGGACCAACUGGACCAAUUGGUGCUAAUGGACAAGUUGGCGAUCCCGGUACAGCAGGCCAAGCAGGUCAAAGAGGUGAUCCUGGUCAAAGAGGUCAACCAGGAGCAAACGGACAACCUGGAGCACAAGGUUUACAAGGAGAUGCUGGAUCUCCCGGUCAGCCAGGACAACAAGGACCGAAAGGACCACAAGGACAGCCAGGUUCUCAAGGCGAUGCUGGCCAACGUGGUCAACCUGGAGUUAAUGGAAUACCUGGUCAACCAGGCCAACCAGGUCUUAUUGGUCAACCUGGUCCACAAGGUAGCCAAGGUGCAAGAGGUCAACCAGGUCUUCAAGGAGACAUAGGACUGCCUGGUCAACCAGGAUCGCAGGGGCAACAAGGAUCUACUGGCUCUCCAGGUACUCGGGGAAAUCCAGGACCAGCUGGAUCAAUAGGCCAACCUGGUUCUCCUGGAAAUAAUGGUCAACCUGGACCAGUAGGUGCUCAAGGUGACACUGGGCCUCAGGGACCUGCUGGCGAUAUAGGAUUCCCUGGAGAUGCUGGAACAGCAGGUCAGCUUGGUUCACCUGGGUCGCAGGGUCCGACAGGUCAACGUGGUGCAGCAGGACUACGAGGUCAGCCAGGUGUCAGAGGUCAGCCUGGAAAUGCCGGUCCUCAAGGUAAUAUUGGACCUAGUGGUAGUCCUGGAUCACGUGGGAAUCCUGGUGCUACUGGAGCUGUUGGUUUUCCCGGUGCUCAAGGAUCUCCUGGUGCGCAAGGUGACACUGGUCCCAGUGGACCACAAGGUCCUCGAGGCCAAACUGGUAAUAGAGGUCAACCUGGAAGUCCUGGGCCAAACGGACAGGCAGGAGCUUCGGGUCAGCCAGGUCAACUGGGCGCUCAAGGUCAGCUAGGAGUGAAAGGUGCUACUGGAAGUACUGGUGCUCAGGGUGAUGCUGGACCAAGAGGUGAAACUGGCCAGCCUGGAGCACAGGGUCUUUCUGGACAGGCUGGCGAUCCUGGACCGCAGGGUCCCAUUGGUCCUACUGGAUCGAAAGGUGCUCGUGGUGAUAAAGGAAUAAAUGGAAGAGCUGGAGAUCUUGGAGAUACUGGAUCAAGUGGUCCUCAAGGUGAUACAGGAAGUUCUGGACAAAUGGGUCAAAUGGGUGUUCAAGGACAACCUGGACAACCAGGCUCACCAGGUUUUGCAGGCCUAAUAGGACAGCCAGGUGAUACAGGAUUUCCAGGAAGUCCUGGCCAACGAGGAAAUAAUGGAUCUACCGGUCCUACUGGACAGGCUGGUCAAAGAGGUCCAAGUGGAGCAAAUGGACUUCAAGGUCAGCCGGGACAGCCGGGACCAAUUGGACCUGCUGGAAAUGUAGGACCAACUGGUGACCCAGGAACCAGAGGCCAACCUGGUGGUCCAGGACCUCAAGGACCGCAAGGAUCACAAGGAAUAAGAGGUCCAAGUGGUCCUUUGGGAGCAUCAGGGGCACCAGGAAAUCCUGGACCGGCUGGUAGUGCUGGUCUGUCAGGACCUAAAGGCCUAUCUGGACCAGUAGGUCCUUCUGGUAGUACAGGUGCAACAGGUUUCCAGGGGUCGCCUGGGCCAUUUGGUCCUAGAGGAGCCACUGGAGAUCCUGGAGUGACUGGGUCGAUUGGAAGCCCUGGCUCCAUUGGUCCUAGAGGUGACAUUGGUUCUCCUGGUUCAAUGGGACCUGCCGGAGCACCUGGACCUCUUGGACCUACUGGAUCUCUCGGACCAUUAGGAUCUCCUGGUACUUCCGGAGCACCUGGUUUGAAAGGAGAUAAAGGAGAUAAAGGACAAUCCGGACCGUCUGGUCAACCAGGCUUAUCUGGUCCUCUUGGAGCACCUGGAUCACCAGGUCCAUCCGGACUUAGAGGAGAUGUUGGUUUACCUGGCUCACCUGGAGCUGUUGGACCUCCUGGAGAAAUGGGUCAGACGGGUUCUGCAGGUCCACCUGGUCAGAGAGGCUCACCCGGUAAUCCCGGUUCAAUAGGUCCAAUUGGUCCGGCUGGAAAUAAAGGAGGCAUUGGUCAAAAUGGUGCGCCAGGCCCGGCUGGAAGUAUCGGAGGUGCUGGAUUACCUGGUCCUUUUGGACCAGUGGGUUCAACUGGGCCAAUUGGACCUUUGGGUCCACAAGGACAGCCAGGACCUUCUGGCAGCCCUGGACCACGAGGAGACAUUGGACCUCCGGGACCAUCUGGUUAUCAAGGAAUUCCCGGUCCCAGUGGAUCUCCUGGAAACACUGGUUUGAUUGGUCCCAACGGUGAAGUAGGACAACCUGGUGCGACUGGUGCAAGGGGUGAUUCGGGAAACACGGGACCCAUGGGACCUAUAGGGCAGAACGGUCAAGCCGGACCUCGAGGUCCUCCUGGUUCUCCAGGUAACGUUGGACCACCUGGUAAACAAGGACUUCCUGGUCAACAAGGAGCACAAGGCAUUUCUGGAACAAUGGGUAACAGUGGACCAGCUGGACAAAUGGGUCCCUCUGGUAUGUUUGGUCCUCCGGGCCCGCCUGGUGGAACAGGUAACACUGGCAGUCCAGGCAGUUAUGGUGAUGCGGGUCUUGCUGGCCCUCCUGGAUACACUGGACAGAUAGGACCACCCGGACCUGCAGGACCAAGAGGUGACGUUGGUUCACCCGGUUAUCAGGGGCCAUCAGGCAGACCUGGCUCUCAGGGAGUUGCCGGAGUUUAUGGUGCCACAGGAGCAACAGGAUCUAUGGGAAGUCCAGGAUCGAAUGGAGGUAUGGGCGCAACAGGACCUCAGGGUCCUCCUGGUCAGUCCGGGGAUCAAGGAAGUCCUGGAUACAUAGGAGUAUCGGGAUUCACUGGCAAUACUGGCAAUACAGGACCCACGGGACCCAGCGGACAAUCAGGGAACCCUGGUCCGUCAGGACAGAUGGGACAGAUGGGAGCAUCAGGAAACACUGGAUUGCCAGGUCCGCCUGGAUUGCCAGGUUCUCAAGGUCAAUCGGGAUACAGGGGUCAACCUGGUUCAACUGGAAGUACUGGCCAGACUGGAAGCUCCGGAUCUACAGGAUAUGUUGGUUAG